Messenger RNA from Populus euphratica (Euphrates poplar), 1320 nucleotides. RefSeq lists its product as uncharacterized. NCBI's taxonomy places the organism in Eukaryota, Viridiplantae, Streptophyta, Magnoliopsida, Malpighiales, Salicaceae. The record is from RefSeq and is a predicted model, not a curated record. Gene Ontology annotation, biological process: proteolysis. Gene Ontology annotation, cellular component: membrane. The transcript is spliced from 5 exons. Gene Ontology annotation, molecular function: serine-type endopeptidase activity. Bases 193 to 1161 code for a protein of 322 amino acids.
GAUUCAGACACGGAGAUUCCAGUUUCCCAUACUUUACAACGGCUAAAUCCUCAACCUAAAAAUAAAAUAAAAUUCCUUUCCUGCUCGGUUUCUGAUUUCUUUCAGCAACUCCCUUGUAUAAAUAAUCCGUUACUCACAAAAAAAAAAAAACAAAAAAAAAAACAUAUUAUUUCUCUGUAAGAGCUAGAGACAAUGAAAAGUGGGGAUCUAGAGAGAGGGACAAAGAACAGAGGAAAUAACUCAAAUUUCCCUUCAUACUAUGUUGAAACAGCAGAGAAGCAGUGGACUUCUUGGCUAAUUCCCAUGUUUGUUGUUGCCAAUAUUGCUGUUUUUAUUGUUGUCAUGUAUGUCAACGAUUGUCCUAAAAAAAAUCUCGAUUCUGAACGUGGUUGUGUGGCUAAGGUCCUUGGCAGGUUCUCUUUUCAGCCGUUGAAGGAGAACCCUCUGUUUGGCCCGUCUUCUGCUACUUUGGAAAAAAUGGGAGCUCUUGAGUGGAACAAAGUAGUGCGUGGAGAUCAAGGAUGGAGACUCAUCACCUGUAUGUGGUUGCAUGCUGGUGUUAUUCAUGUGCUUGCAAAUAUGUUGAGCUUGGUCUUUAUUGGGAUUCGCCUUGAACAGCAGUUUGGAUUUGUGCGAGUUGGGCUUAUCUACCUAGUAUCAGGAUUUGGUGGGAGCAUCUUUUCUUCACUUUUUAUUCAGCGAAACAUUUCUGUUGGUGCAUCUGGUGCUUUGUUUGGACUUCUUGGAGCAAUGUUAUCAGAGCUUCUUACCAACUGGACGAUCUAUUCUAAUAAGAUUGCUGCUUUCCUCACACUCUUGGUUAUCAUCGCCAUUAACUUAGUGGUGGGAAUUCUUCCACAUGUUGACAACUUCGCACACAUUGGAGGUUUCUUUACUGGUUUUCUCCUUGGCUUUGUUUUGCUACUUCGUCCACAGUUUGGUUGGGUAGAAAGCCGGUAUUCUCGUGCAGAUGCUCAUGUAAAAUCUAAGCACAAGGCUUACCAAUACAUGUUCUUGCUGGCUGCUGCAGUCUUGCUUAUUGUUGGGUUUACCUUGGGAUUGGUAAUGCUGUUUAAAGGAGAGAAUGGGAAUGAUCACUGCAGUUGGUGCCAUUACCUAAGCUGCGUGCCUACUUCAAAAUGGAACUGCGAGAACCGAUGAAGAUUUUUCCAACUUAUCUUCUGUUUGAUCAUUUUUUUUGUUCUUUUUUCCCCUCUAUUUGUGUUGAUUUUCAUUUGUUCAUUUUUUUGUUAUGCUUCCACGUGUAAGUAAAUGACACUGGGAUUGACUUUGGACAUAAAAAGAGUAAUAUAACGUUUU